CCUGAGUUUGUUUGGUCAAGAUGCUUUAAAACACUCGAUGGUCAUUGUGAGAUGCAGGAAGACUAAAACAAAUCCGUUUGUGACACAGCUCGUUAAUGACUGUGGAGGAAGACACUACAGCAUGUCUGAAAAAAAACACAAGUCAUUAAUGCAGAUUAUUGAGAAGAUUGUCCAUGAAAACAGAGGAGCCCUCCUCACCUUCAGUGAAGAGACUAUCAGAACAGAGUCUGAAGACAUCAGAGCAGCUUUAAACCUGGUUCUGUGUGGGAGGAGAGGAGCAUGGAAGACUUCAGCAGCUGAGGCCAUUUUAGGUCAGACAGAGUUUCCUUCAGACUCCAACUCAUCAGAGUGUGUUCAGGGUCAGGGAGAGGUAUGUGGACGUCAGGUUUCCCUGGUGGAGCUGCCUGCCUUGUAUGGAAAACCUCAGGAGGAAGUGAUGGAGGAAUCACUCAGGUGUGUCUCUCUCUGUGAUCCUGAGGGCGUCCACGCCUUCAUCCUGGUCCUACCUGUGGGUCCCCUCACUGAUGAAGACAAGAGAGAGUUAGAAAUCAUCCAGAACACAUUCAGCUCUCGAGUCAAUGACUUCAUCAUGAUUCUGUUCACUGUGGAGUCAAAUCCUACAGCUCCAGAUACUGUUAACCUUGUAAACAAGGACAGAGACAUCCAGGAGAUCCUUCAGAGCUGUGGAGGAAGACAUGUUGUUCUCAACAUCAAGGACAAGCAGCAGAUCCCAGAGCUGUUGGACACGGUGGAUCAAAUGAGACUGAGACCCUACAAAGACAAACCGUGCAGCUAUACAACAGAAACAUUUGCACAUGCUCAAAUAGAAAAGCUCAGAGAACAAGAGGAAAACAUCACCAAACUACAGGCUGAACUGAAGGACCUGAGAACAGACAGCACCACCAGCUGUGCUGGUGAAGAACAGAGUCCAGAGUGUCUCAGGAUUGUGCUGAUAGGGAAGACUGGCUGUGGGAAGAGCUCUGCAGGAAACACCAUUCUAGGAAGAGUUGAGUUUAAAGCUGAUUUUGGCCAAACAUCAGUCACCAAACGCUGUCAGAAAGAACAGACUGUAGUUGACGGUCGUCCAGUCGUCGUGGUCGACACUCCUGGUCUAUUUGACACAACUCUGUCUCAUGAAGAGGUUAAUGAGGAAACAGUGAAAUGCAUCAGUCUUCUGGCUCCAGGACCUCAUGUCUUCCUGCUGGUGAUGCCAAUUGGCAGAUUUACACCAGAAGAGAAGGAGACAUUAAAACUUAUCAAGAAAGGCUUCGGGAAGAAUGCAGAGAGGUUCACCAUCAUUUUGUUAACUGGAGGAGAUACACUGGAACACAAGAAACUGUCUGUUAAGGAAUACAUCGAAGAGAAAUGUGACGCUUCCUUUAAGAAACUGAUCGAUGACUGUGGAGGAAGAUACCACGUGUUUAAUAACCGUGAUAAACAAAACCACAAGCAGGUCAGUGAGCUGAUCACCAAGAUCGACAACAUGGUGAAGAGAAAUGGAGGCAGCUGCUACACUAAUGAGAUGCUGCAAGAGGCCGAGGCAGCGAUACAGAGAGAGAUGGAGAAGAUCCUGAAGGAGAAGGAGGAAGAGAUGAAGAGAGAGAGGGAGGAGCUUCAAAGAAAACAUGAGGAAGAAAUGGACGAAAUGAAAAUAAAAAUGGAAAAACAGAGAGAAGAAAUAGAAAAGGAGCGAAAACUGAGAGAAGAACAACUUAAAGAAAAGGAAGAAAACAUCAACAGAGAACAACGUGAGAAGAGAAAGAAAGAACAAGAAAUGAGAGAAGAAGAAGACAAGAAGAGAAAACAGGAGGAAGAAAUUCAGAAAAAGGAGUGGAAACUAAAAGUUAAAGCUUUGGAGGAAAAAAUAAGAUCAGAGUCAGAAUCAAAAGAAAACAUUGACAGAAAGCUGGAGGAGAGCAGAGAAGAGAUGAAGAGAGAACGAGAGAAAGAGGAUAAAAAACAAAAGGAAUGGUGGGAAAAACGACUUCAAGAAGAUGAACAGAGACGACAGGAAGAAGAAGAGAAAAUCAGAACACUGCAAGAAGAGUACGAGCAAGAAAGAAAAAAUUAUGAAAGGAAAAGAAACGAAGAGGAUCAAAUGAGAAGAGAACAAGAGGAGAAAGAGAGAAAAGAAAUGGAGGAGGGCUAUAACCAGAAAAUUGAUAAUCUGAAGAAGACGCAUGAAGAAGAAGCCAGAAAGAAAGCUGAAGAGUUCAACGAGUUCAAAGAGAAAUAUGACAAGAUGUUUGCAGAUCUGAAGAAAGAACAUGAGAAAUAUGACAUCUUAAAGACACUUAAUGCCGCCAAGGAAGAACUGAACAAGAAAAAAGAAGAAGACCAUCUUGGUGAAAUUUAUGAAUUGUUGGAACAAGUGACUUCAGAUUUUGAAAGACUGUCAAAAAUAAAUGACAUGCUGAAAGACCAUGAAAAACAAAUGAAGAAAGCGAAAACAGAGGAGGAAAAGAAAACUCUGUGGCAAAAACAUAAAACAGAAAUCUUGGCCCUGAUGCCAAAAACUUCUGAACGGGUCAACAAAUCAACGUGGGCAAGUCUCUGGGAGAAGCUCUCAAACAUUUUCAAGUGACAGACAAGUUCCAGCAGAAACUUCUUAACUGUAAUAUUUUGCAGUGGACUUGCAGACAUGCUUCUCAUUUGCUGGCAUCCAAAUCAGCAUCACAUGCAAUAGAACAAAUCUCUGUGAUGUGACACUAACAACAGUCACCUGAUCUAAAGUGACUAUAAACACUAAAGAAUCAGUAAGUCAACAUGGUAUAAGAGACAAUAAUGGACUCUAAGGUGUUCUGUUAUGGAGAAGAUGAAGUUCUACUC
This is a messenger RNA of Acanthopagrus latus (yellowfin seabream), 2829 nucleotides long. Its product is annotated as GTPase IMAP family member 8-like. The coding region runs from base 38 to 2584 and encodes 848 amino acids. The transcript has 3 exons. The record is from RefSeq and is a predicted model, not a curated record. Lineage: Eukaryota; Metazoa; Chordata; Actinopteri; Spariformes; Sparidae. Gene Ontology annotation, molecular function: GTP binding.